This is a messenger RNA of Coregonus clupeaformis (lake whitefish), 4610 nucleotides long. It is a transcript of the gene rprd2a, whose product is annotated as regulation of nuclear pre-mRNA domain containing 2a. The transcript is spliced from 10 exons. Gene Ontology annotation, biological process: mRNA 3'-end processing. The coding region runs from base 55 to 3495 and encodes 1146 amino acids. The record is from RefSeq and is a predicted model, not a curated record. NCBI's taxonomy places the organism in Eukaryota, Metazoa, Chordata, Actinopteri, Salmoniformes, Salmonidae. Gene Ontology annotation, cellular component: RNA polymerase II, holoenzyme. Gene Ontology annotation, molecular function: RNA polymerase II complex binding.
UGAAAUAUCUGCCUCAUUGUUUUAUCUGUGGCUUGGCAGUGCAAGGCCUGGAAGAUGGCUGCAGGAUCAGGCGCGUCAAGCGGCCAAAGUCGUGGUUCGUCUGUGGCCCUGGAGUCAACUUUGGACCGACGGUUUCAAGGAGUGUCAAACACAAUGGAAUCAAUUCAAGGACUAUCAAAUUGGUGCAUUGAGAACAAGAAAUACCACAGCCUUAUCGUGCGUUACUGGAUGAAAUGGUUGAGGAAAUCUGAGGCUUCUCACCGGCUCAAUUUGUUCUACCUCGCCAAUGAUGUAAUUCAGAACUGUAAGAGGAGAAAUGCCAUCGUCUACCGUACUGCCUUCGCCGACGUGCUCCCUGAGGCCUUCCAGCUGGUCAAUAAUGUUGGAGACUCUAAGGUGAUGAAGUCAGUGGACAGGAUAUUAACCAUCUGGGAGGAGAGGAGUGUAUACACAGAUGAGCUUCUAGCUGAGCUGAGGGCCAGUCUGGUCAAAGAGGAGUCACCUGCUGCUGUAGAGACACCUAAAGCUCCAGUCAACCCUAAGGCUGCUCUUCAAUCUAAGAUUGUAGCCGAAUUUGUCCCCCAGGCGUUCAUCGAUCACCUCUCUAAGCACCACAGCUCUGUGGAGGAGGUGGAGCUGAAGGAGAAACAGCUGGCAGCCAUGAGGGUGGACGUCUGCAGCACCGAGGCCCUCAAGAGAUUGAAAGAUAAGGCAGGAGGAAAGAGGCACUCCAAGGACUUUGAGGAUGGCAGUGCGAAGCUAAAGGAGUUUGUUGCCUUCCUUGACCGGCAGAUCAAAGGAGGGCCCCCUCUGUUGGAUGCUCUUGGCAACGCAGACAUUUUCUACGAGAUGCAGUAUAAGGAGGUCAAGAUAGUCGCCAAUGCCUACAAGACGUUUGCCAACCGGGUGUCCCACCUCAAGCGUAAGCUGGACGGCCUCAAGGCCACCUUACCAGACCUGGAUGAGUCGCCCAUCCCCUCGCCCUCGAUGGACGCCCCCUCCCCGAAUGGCUCAGAGUCCCCGUUCCAUGGCCUGGCCGACCCAGACUCCGACCUGGAUGGCCUGGCCAUGGAUGAUGAGGCGGACAUCACUCUGGGGGAAGCACCCAGCCCCCUGUCCUCCCCUGGUGGCUCCCCCAAGCAGGGCUUCACUGUCGGGGAGUCAGACAACCGCGACGUGGAGGACAUGGAGCUCUCGGAUGAGGAGGCAGAGAGCGUCGGUAUCAUAGUUGAGGAGCGAGUUGAAAGUCCCAUCCCAUCUCCAGUCCCCAUUCCUAUGUCUGUUGUCACACAGCCGCCACUGGCCACAGAGGCAAAGCCUGUUCCACAGGCCACACCCUCCCCAGCUCUCGUGACCCCAUUGACCCCUACAACCAACCUAUCGGGCAACCUCGCCAAUGUGGACCUGGGUAAAAUUAGCUCUAUUCUCAGCAGCAUCACCUCUGUCAUGAAGAAACCAGGAGUGAGUCCAGGUGGUUCUUUGGCCUCCCCCUCCUCUCCAGCCAAGACCACCCUUCCUGCCCCAGUAGCCCCCCAGGUAGCCAUCCCUCUGGCCAGCAUCCUGUCCAAAGUGGACAUGACUUCUGAGGCGCUCCUCAGUGCACUCUCCAAAACCCAGGGACAGGCCGGCGGGCUACAGGGUCUCUCCACUCUUCUGAACAGCCCAGCGGGAAACCUCUCCUCAAACUCCCCCAGUACAGGCAAGCUCCCCCCCUCCACCCCUACAGUACCCUCUCGAGGCCUUCCUCUCGCCGCCUCUAUGCUCGAGCUAACACCAUCAGCCCCUGCAGUGGGGAACACCACCACCGUCCCUCAAGCAGUGUCCCUUCCCCAGCCCACACUGCCUCUAGCCAUCGGCCCUCAUAGAGGGCUGGUCCUGGAGCAGGAGAAGGAGAAGGAAGAAAAGCCUUCCGCUUCCAGCCUGGAGUCCAAGAUCCACAGCUUUCUGCAGGGUAACCCUGGCUUUAAUGCCUUUAACCUGGGCUUGACUAGCGAGGCCGUCCAAGCGGGAGGCCGUGACCUCAGCCCCUUAGCGGGGACAGAGACCCAGGAGGGCACCCCGGUACGGGAUGAGGCCGGAGGAGGCACCCCCACCCUGGAUGAGAUCAUGGACACUCCGGGGGAAGCAGAGCCCUUCCUGGCCAAGCAAGGUCAGGUCUCCACUGGGGGAGUUCCUAAACCAACAGAUGGCAACCUGUCUCUGUCUCCAACUGCCUGCCACAACCAAGCCUGGCAGGGUCCCAACAACACUCAAGUCCAUUUAGGACUACAUCCAGGUGCUCCGAAUGGGCAGGGGUACCCCCAGUUGCCUUAUGAAGGGAAGGAAGAGAUGCAUGGAAUAGCUCCUUCCCUCAGAGAGUCUGGAUUGGCCCAUUACCAGCCCAUCACAACACAGGUGUCAGCCCCAACCCUCGGGGAGGGGUUACCCAGUAACACACCAGGAGGGCCUCAGGCAAGACCAAGCGCCAGUGUGAGUGAAGGAGGAUGGUAUGGUAAUCCCUACCCAGAGGGACAGGCCCUGCAUCCCAGCAACCACAACAUGGCUGCCUCAGGGGCUGGAGAUGGUAAAACCCCCAUGUCAGGACCGUAUGCAUACCAGGGGGAGGGGCAGACGCAACCCUAUCAAACAAAGGAUCCUCAUGCUCUGCCUUUCCAACAGGGGGCCAACCCCUCAAGCUUCCUCACCAGCCCUCUGCCCCCCAUUCCCCAGCUGCCCCCACCGCCCUUUCCUGGGAUACCAGCCCCACCACAGGACUACCAGGGCCCGCCCGCGUCUGUGAUGGUGGGUGGUUUGAUGGUGGAGCGACCCUCACCAAACCCUGAGAUGGAGGAUGACAGGGCGGGCAUUAGUGCACUGGGCGGUCCAGGGAUUAUCAGUGACCCCUAUCACCCUGAUGACUUUCGCCGCCACCCAGAUGUCCUUCAUCGCCACGCCGAUGACCCAUAUCACCCUGACGAUUUCCGUCGUCACCCCGAUGACCUCCACCGCUAUUCCGAUGAUCUACGCCGUCAGCCUGACAACCUGCAUCACCUUGACAACUUCCGUCACCAUCCCGACGACCUACGUCACCCAGACGAUCGCUAUUAUCACCCAGACGAUUUCCAAAAUCUACCUGUAGACGAUCCUCAUUAUCCUUAUAGAGUCAGAGAGCGCCUCACUCCCCCUCCCUCUCCCUCAGAAGACCCUUAUUACUAUAACUACCCCCCGCGCAGCCCUUCCCCUCCAUAUGGUCACAGACGCCCCCUUCCCCCUCACAUGAACCUGCACCACCAUGACCACAUGCCCCUGCCUCCCCAUCCUCCACACAGUCUUCUCCGCCCAGCUCAACAUCCACACCUGAGAGGCCUCCCACGGGGUCCCCCACGCCCGCCUCUCCGUAGCCCCAUGCUCAGGGGGAAACGGCCUGGGCCUCCUUUCGGUGGACACCCCAGAGGUGGGGGACCAGGUGGUCCGUUCUUUCCCCCCAAAAGACCACACCUACCUCCGCGGUUCUGACUUGUCAACUGACUUAGGUCACAUCAAAUGACAGUGCGUAGUCUACCGAAAUGUCAUUGUGGCAGUGGGCGUGACACAUGGAGGGUAGAAGAGGAGGAGGAGGAGAAGAGAUGAGUUGGGAAAGAAGUUGAAUACUUUAGUUGUACUUUUAAACCAAGAAGGGGAGCGGCGAAGAGGCCUGAGAGGAAGAGGGGGAUAGAUGAGUACAAUUUGAAGGAGAAGUGGAGGAGUAAAUUGGGAGGAUCUUAAGGAAUCGAACGAAGAGCGGAUGAGUGAAGACAUGGAUACAUGGAUCUGGAGAAAGAGGGAAUGGAGAGGUCGGCCUGAACAACGGAGACGCAGCAGAAUAAAAGAAAAUAAGAGGUGGAUAUAUAAUUCAGUUUGAUAUUUGUUCGAAUAUAAAACAUUGCAUUAAAUCUCUAAUUCAUAUUCCCCUCUGAAUUAGCUCUAAGCAUGCAUAUAUAAUUGUGUGCAUGCGUUAGCGUGAGUGAGUUAAAUCUAAAACUACUGUUCAUUAUUUAAACUGCAUUUUAAGACGUUAUUCUUUUUGCAAAGUAGGCCUAAGUGUCAGAGAAGAGUAGUUACUGCUAUGUUUCUCUUCUUGUAAUUUUUCAAUUAAAAGUUGAGGCCCGCUUUCCCAUUGCAAAGACCUAACCAUAAUCCCGACAGCUGAGAUAAUUGCUCCUAUGUAGUCUCUUUUUGUUUACACUACAUUUUAUGUAAGUAGACACAAAGAGAAUGUAAACUUAAUAUUAUCUUUCCUUCAACAAUAUCCGUUUGUGUAGCUGAGGGGGAAAUGAUGAUAAAUUCCAUAAAUGUUAUGACUUUGAAUAUUAUUUAUAUUUGUUAAGCAACACUUUGUUCAGUGUACAUAGUGCGAAUGAUUGAACCCUUUACUGGCUGUGUCAUCACUUCUCAUUUCUCAGAGAAGGAUGACACCAGCACAGGGGAAAUAGAGUAAAACAGGGCUUUGGGUGGCGGGGGGUAUUUUUGUUGUCCCUAAACGACAAAGAAGACAAGAAGUUCAUUUUGGAGUUGGAUCAAGAAACUCCACUUUCCGCCUUCAACUACCUUUUACUUGUACUGACUUUAAUAAAAACCUGAGUUUGAAAACA